AUGCUGGUCUGGUCGACGGCGCGAGUUAGCGCCAUCUGCGCCGCAGCGCUUGUCGCCGCCUUCCUCGGCGCCAGCGGCCUCUUUGGCCUCGACCUCGACGUCUUCCAGGCGCCGCUCGCCAAGGUCGCGCCGCCGAGCAGCGUCCCACCGGCCAUCCCGCCUGUCUUUGACCGGCUCGUCUUUGUCGUUGUCGACGCGCUCCGCGCCGAUAUGGUCCUCGGGUCCGCCGCCGUCCAGCACGCCCACGCGACCGAGGAGCUACGAUCGUACAUGCCCUACACGGCGCAGCUCGCUUCGUCGCCUGAGAGCAUCGCGUACAUUGGCCACGCGGCCGUGCCCACAGUGACCAUGCCGCGACUCAAGGCGCUCACGACAGGCAAGAAGCCGGCCUUUAUCGACGUGUUGCGCAAUUUCAAUUCAAAAGCGCUCGACGAAGACAGCCUCAUCGCGCAGCUCGGCGCGGCGGGCCGGCGCAUGGUGCUCUACGGCGACGAGACGUGGCUGCAGCUGUUUCCGACAGCGUUCGUCCGGUCGGAUCCAACGUCGGGCUUCUUCGCCCUCGACACGGUCGAAGUCGACACGAACGUGACGCGCCACCUCCGCGAAGAGCUCGACCCGACGAUGACGUCGCCCAAAAGCAACGACUGGGACGCUCUCUUCCUCCACUACCUCGGCGUCGACCACAUUGGCCAUCUCACGGGCCCGCACUCGCCGCUCAUGCGCGCCAAGCUCAGCGAAAUGGACGCUACGAUCGAGUCGAUCCAUCUGUCGAUCCAAGCGCAGGACGCGAUGCGCAACGGAUCGACGCUCCUCGUGCUGCUCUCGGACCACGGCAUGACCGAGACGGGAAACCACGGCGGCGCGUCGAUUGAAGAGUCGUCGGCGCUCCUGCUCUUCGUGCUGCCCCCAGCGUAUCGCGCGAUCGAGGACUCGGAUCUGUUGACGCGCACGCCGCAGGUCGACCUCGUUCCGACGUUGGCGACGCUCCUCGGCGUGCCGAUACCGGCGCACAACACGGGCAAAGCCCUCACGCCUGUCCUGGACGCCGCGGUGCGUGACGAAGCGCUCGUCAUUGCUGCGCUCCAGGCCAACGUCCGCCAACUGCACGCCUUGGCGACACCCAAGCACUCGGCCAAGUUUUGGGCGAGCUUUGCCCACGAGUUUAACGUUGCCCUCGACUGGCACGCGGCCAGUACGAACAUGCCAUUAGCGCUGGCGCGACGUCGCAUGGAGGCCGCUUUGACGUCGCUGCAAGCGAUUGUACUGACGAGCGACGGCAGCGAGUACAACACGAUGCACAUGCUCUCCGGCAUUGGUGUCGGCGUCCUCGGCCUCGUGCUGGCGUGCCGCUUCCAUGAGCUGCUCCUGCGGCGCCCGUCCCACUACGAGCUCUGUCUCGGCUUUUGGACGCUGCUCCAGCUCGUUAGUCUCGGGUCGAGCUCAUCGAUCGAGAACGAACAUGUUGUGUGGAACUUUCUCUUGGUCUCGUACCUCGUCUGGCUCGCGAUCGACUGUGUCUUGGCCAAGCGUCGCGGAUUGUGGACUUGCUGGCUGCUCGUGCUGGUCACUGCCCGCCUCCUUCGCAGUCGCAACCAAAUCAUCAACUUUGGUCGGCUCAACACCUUUGACGUCGCCGCGGGGAGCACUCGCGACGGCCUCGAGUACGAACACGACAACGCCGUCUCGAUCUUGACGACGCGGUCGCUUGCGCACGGGCUUGUUUCACUGCAUGUCGAGCGCGUCCUCGCUUCUGCCUACGUCGUGCUGGCCGAGCUCGUGCGAUCCUCGUCAUCCUCAACGGCGGCCAUGCAGGCGGUAUGGACCGUUGGCAUGGCCGCGUCGGUGGUGUUUGCGUGGACGGCCGUCGACGCGGCCGCGCACGUUGUCUAUGCGAGCGUCGUGCUCGAGGCGGGCGUUGCGCUGGCGUCUCGGUCGUCGCCCAUGAAGGCGCUCUGGCUUCUCGCGUUUCUCUUACAGCGGGACACCAACCUACUGGCCCUGGCGCUCUUGCAUGUGCAGCUCGACGCGGCGACGCGGCUCGUGCAGGCGCUCGAUGGCAUCCGCGCCUUGCCGCUGGUCGUCUACCUCUCGAAAGCCAGCUUUUUCGCGCUUGGCAACUCGCACCUCAUGACGACGAUCGACAUUUCAAAGGCGUACACGGGCUUGUCGUCGUACUCGCAGGUCCUUGUGGGCGGGCUCACGGCCUUCAUCGUGUUUACCGGCCCGCUCCUCGUGCUGAGCUCGCAGCUCGCCGCCGUGCGCGACGCCCGCAGCCUGCUCGGUGGCUACUGGACGCUCGAGCUCGGCAACUUCACCGUCUACAGGUACUCAUCUUCCAUCGUGGUGAGGACUCGUGGCCCAUUCUGACCCAGUGUGAUCGUGUACAUCAUGCGCUUCCACCUCUUCAUCUGGAGUGUGUUUGCACCCAAGAUGCUGUAUGCGCUGGCGUGGGUCCUCUUCCUCGUGCUGCCGACGACACUGGUCGUCUGCCUGUUGAGUCCGAUGAUCACUGUUGAGCCUUUUUAAAAUAUGAUUCUGGAUCAGGGGAUUUACUCCGAAAUCUCUAAGCCUAGAAGUCCAAGAGCUUACGCCG
This is a messenger RNA of Saprolegnia diclina VS20, 2593 nucleotides long. RefSeq lists its product as hypothetical. The coding region runs from base 1 to 2367 and encodes 788 amino acids. Gene Ontology annotation, cellular component: endoplasmic reticulum membrane. The transcript is spliced from 8 exons. Lineage: Eukaryota; Oomycota; Saprolegniomycetes; Saprolegniales; Saprolegniaceae. Gene Ontology annotation, biological process: GPI anchor biosynthetic process. The record is from RefSeq and is a predicted model, not a curated record.